AUGGGCUCAUAAAUUACAACCUAUUCGAUAGUAGACGAUCUUGACUAAAUUAGGUAAUAUCGGAAAGACUUGUCAAACAAGAUGACUUUUAGUGCUUCGAGGAUGGUAAAUCUUGAUUCACACUACAGACAUUCUAUCAUUGACUCAAUACUUAGGUCUAAACCUAGUCUGAAUCUCAAUAAUCAUCAUCAACUUCACAGUAAUGAUGUUGGAGGUGAUAUCAAUAAUGAAGGAGGAACUUAAAUAAUGAUAGAGAGCUCAAGUGAUAAAGUAUUGCCUAAUGGCUUAUCAAGUCUAACUAAGUACCAUAAUCUUAGGGAAACAUCUGACUAAAUAGGGAUUCACAAUCAUUAGAAUGCCCAUACCACCAUAUCAAAAGAUAGAGGAGCAGAUUAAUUUGAUUAAAAAAAGGAUAUUGAGCUAAUAAAAGAGCUAGUUAAUUACAGAGAACCUUAUGGAGGUAAUUAAACCAUUCAUUUCGCAGUUGUAAAUGGGAAUAAAAGAGUUAUAGACAUUAUACUUCAUAAGUUUCAUGCUGAUCCUCACGCUUUAACUUUAUAAGGACUAAAUGUAAUGCAUUGUGCUGCUUAAAGCGACAGAGGAGUCCUAUCGUUAUAUUACUUCAAUUCAAUUCAUGGAUAGUUUAAAAGUGUUGAAAGCUUGCUAGGAAUGGGAUCUGAUCCAAAUAAUAAGAUAAAUGGUGGAUAAACAUGUUUGCAUCUUGCUGUUACUAAGUUUGUAGAAGAGAUGAUUAAGGCUAAACUCCUUUGGAUAUAUUAAAGAAUAACCGAGAGAAACUUGAUGAAUAAAAAUACAUAAAUAUGGCAAGUAUUUUGGUAAGAUAUGCUUUUCUAAACAUAAUCUAUAGAUAAUGUUAGAUUAUUUUACAGUUUUGGCUUUGCAAGCAUUUUCUUCUUUAUUUUUUCAAUUGUUUUCUACAUCACAAGUAAUUGUAUGGAUCCUGGUUUCGCUCGACAAAAGUAUCCAAUCAUUGACAUCCUAUAAAUAGCUAAUGAUAAAAAUAUAGACCUCGAAAACUUUUGCUUCUACUGUAAGAUAAUUAAAUCCAAUAGAACCUUUCAUUGUAUGUUCUGUAAUAGCUGUGUCGAUAAAUUUGACCAUCAUUGUGCCUAUAUUAAUAACUGCUUGGGUUAUAGGAAUCAUAAGUACUUCCUACUAUUUUUACUCAGCAUCUUUUUAUACUUUAUAACCUCUAUGACUGUCUGCAUUGCUGGAAUAGUUAUGUAUGGCUCAUUUGAGUUUUCAAAUUUAGGCGUCUAUAUGUGGAUCAUUAGAAUCUAUACAAUUACUAUAAAUUUACUACAGUUUAUACCAUUAGGGUAUCAGCUUUAUGAGUAAACUAGAAAGAUUUUUAGAGUGGAGAUUGAUGAUGAGGAAACAAGAACUCUAUCAAAAACUGAUAGGGCUAGUGUGCUUACUGCCAACAACAUCCAUAGAAGAACUAAUAUAGAAUUAUAAAAUAGUUAAAAUGCUUCUCAAAACCAAAUGAGCAGCAAUCCAAACAGCAAUCAAAAUAUUAAUUUCUAAUAAAUGCUAUUGAGUAGAUCGAAUGAUAUUGUAAUUGAAAAAAGGAGUAUAUGCUAAAAUAUACGUAUGAUAUUUAGAUAUGAACCAGCAACUCAAGAAUAAUUAAGAGUGUUUUUGCUAUCUAACUCUGAAAGAUUUUCCACUUUCAUUCUUAAGUAAAAGGACCAAUAAAAAUAGCUUGAGUAAAGAAGAUAUUCAAGCAUCUAGGAAUAAUGA
Messenger RNA from Stylonychia lemnae, 1764 nucleotides. The record is from the annotation of a GenBank genome assembly. NCBI's taxonomy places the organism in Eukaryota, Ciliophora, Spirotrichea, Sporadotrichida, Oxytrichidae.